CAAGCAAAGUAAGAUUAAGUAGAUGGAGGGGGCAUUGGUCUUUAAAACCAGGCCUGACUAUCCUUUCCCUCCAAGUGGAGAAUAUACAGAUGUCAGGAAUUAAGCUUCCAGUGGUCUGGGAGGUGGCGCAGUUGAUAAAGCGUGGACUCUCAAGCAUGAGGUCCUGAGUUCAAUCCCCAGUAGCACAUGUACCAGAGUGAUGUCUGGUUCUUUCCUUCUUUCUGCCUAUCUUUCUCACUAAUAAAUAAAAUAAAAUCUAAAAACAAAAGAAAAAAAGAAUUAGCUUCCAGAAACAAAGCAAAUAGAAAAGUUCAAUAUACCCUGGACAUUGCUUGCAGAUGCUCACUAUACAUCCUUCCUGGUGGAUACCUCAAGAAGGGUCGAACUGGGAGAAGAGAGGUGUGAGACACCCAGGUUUUCUUGUUGCACCCUUUCACCUGCCUGCCCCACCUGCCCCCCCAAAAGGUCAGAAGUCACGCCAGCUCCCCCCCCACACACACACACCUACAGGGAUAGAGAUGGAAGGGGCAUCUUGCCCAGCCCCGCAGACAUCACUGCAGUCCAAGGACUAGCGGGACAAACAGGAAAAGAAAUCGGGACGACAGCUCUCUCCGCACCAAACAGGCCGCACAAACCCGCCGCGGGACCCUCUCACUCACAAGCCCCCAAGCGGCCGCUCUCCUCCCCGCGCGGGUCUGAGCGUCCAACUGUGGGCGGUGCGGCUCUCGCCUCCUCUAACGGUCCCGCCAGCUGUGACGACACGCGCGAGCGCCCGCGAGAGGCGAGACCGGCCCUCGGGCCCUCUGGGAAAUGUGGUCUCGCGCGGGACCCACGGAAUCCGCCUUAAGGCACCGGGUUCGGGGCCACGCGAGACGACCGCUUCAGGGACUCGCGCGUCACAGAGGCGAAUCGCAGCCCUUCGCCGCCUCUUCGCUGCCUCCUCACUGGUGUCUCUUGUAAAGAACAGAUUACUAGCCCUGUCCUCUUUGUCUUGUUUGACUAUCAUUUCAAAAGCUUGGCAUUGUCAAGACUGCCCUUUUUGGAAAAGAAGAGGAUAUGACCAGUUCUCUUGAAAUAGUGACAUUUAAGGAUGUAGCAGUGGACUUCACCCAGGAGGAAUGGCAGCAAAUGAAACCUGCUCAGAGAAACUUGUAUCGGGAUGUGAUGCUGGAGAACUAUAGCAACCUAGUCAUAGUGGGCUGUCAAUUCACCAAACCAGAUGUGAUCUUCAAAUUGGAAAAGGAAGAGGAGCCAUGGGUGGUAGAGGAAGAAAUGUUUAAGGGGCAUUGUUCAGAUUCUAGAAGAGGAGGAAGGAAAAGCAUCCAUACAUCAGAAGUCAUGGCAGAGGUACAGGGUGUGAAGUUCAAAGAUGUGGUCAUUUACUUCUCUCAAGAGGAAUGGGAAUGCUUGCACUUGGCUCAGAAGGUUUUAUAUCAAGAAGUAAUGUUGGAGAAUUAUAAUAACCUUAUCUCACUGGGACUUUCUGGUUAUAAGCCAUAUGUGAUCUUCUUAUUGGAACAUGGGAAGAAUCCCUGGGAAAUUGACAGAAAUGACAUGAAAGAAUGGUGCCCAGGUUCAGAAUCCAGAAGAGAAGCCAACAAUUUAUCUCCAAAGGAGGACAAUUAUGAAAUUAAGUCAUUGCAACAAGAGAUAGCAAAAAGAAAUAUAGCCUCUACCCUUGAGUACACUAGUAUCAAAGGUAACAGAGAAAUAAAAUGUGGGUUGAAUGGACAACAGGAGGAACAUUUUAGACAAGUUAUAACAACCUUUCAAGAAAGGCCCACUGUCAUCCAGCACACGGCUAAUAGAGUACCUCAGACAGUUCAUACUGGGACAAAAUCCACUGAAUGCAAGGGAUCUAAGGAUGCUCCCAGGACACAGUCACACCAUAUUCCACAUGAAAGAAGCCAUAGUAGGGAAAAGGAAUCCAAAUGUGGAGAAUGUAAGAAAGCCUUUAAUAGUAAGUCAGACUUGAUUAAGUAUCAGAGAAUUCAUGAGACCAAAGAAAGUAGUGAAACUAGGAAAUGUGCCUUUACUCAUGAGUCUGAAAUGACUACACAUCAGAGCAGUAAUACUUGGGAGAAACCUCACAAAUGUAAAGAAUGUGGAAAAGCCUUUCAUUCUAGCUCACAACUCAGUAAACAUCAAAGAAUUCAUAUUGGUGAGAAACCCUAUAAAUGUAAGGACUGUGAGAAGGCCUUUCCAACUAUUUCACAACUUAAUUUACAUCAGAGAGUUCAUUCUGAUAAGAAGUACUAUGAAUGUAAAGAAUGUGGUAAAGCCUUUAUCCGUCCCUCACAUCUUGUUCGACAUCAAAGAAUCCACACUGGUGAAAAACCCCAUAUAUGUAAAGAAUGUGGCAAAGCUUUUCGUUAUGACACACAACUUAGUCUUCAUCAGAUAAUUCAUACUGGUGAAAGACGCUAUGAAUGUAAGGAAUGUGGGAAGGUAUAUAGUUGUGCCUCACAACUAAGUCUACAUAAAAGAAUUCAUACAGGUGAAAAACCUCAUGAGUGUAAGGAAUGUGGGAAAGCUUUUAUCUCUGAUUCACAUCUCAUUCGACAUCAGAGUGUUCAUACUGGUGAAAAACCAUAUAAGUGUAAGAAAUGUGGGAAGUCCUACCGUCGUGGUGCAGAACUUACUCGGCAUCAGAGAGUUCAUAUUGGUGAGAAACCUUAUAAAUGUAGGGAUUGUGAAAUGACCUUUACUUGUAGCACAGAACUUAUUAGACAUCAAAAAAUUCACACUGGUGAGAGACCCCAUAAGUGUAAUAAAUGUAAAAAGGCUUUUAUUCGAAGGUCAGAACUUACUCAACAUGAGAGAAGUCACAGUGGUGAAAAACCUUAUGAGUGUGAGGAAUGUGGAAAGACUUUUAGUAGUAGCUCAGAAUUUAAUCGACAUCAAAAAAUUCAUACUGGUGAGAAACCCUAUAAGUGUAAAGAAUGUGGUAAGGCUUUUAUUCGUGGCUCAAACCUUAAUCAACAUCAAAGAAUUCAUGUAAGACAGAGGUGUGAAUAAAAAGGUAUGGGAUGUCUUAGAAUUUAAUUGACAUGUAAAAAUCCAU
Erinaceus europaeus (western European hedgehog) is the source of this 3064-nucleotide messenger RNA. RefSeq names its product zinc finger protein 568. The transcript is spliced from 9 exons. Gene Ontology annotation, biological process: regulation of immune system process; negative regulation of transcription by RNA polymerase II; regulation of cytokine production. Gene Ontology annotation, molecular function: RNA polymerase II cis-regulatory region sequence-specific DNA binding; DNA-binding transcription repressor activity, RNA polymerase II-specific. Bases 1057 to 3018 code for a protein of 653 amino acids. The record is from RefSeq and is a predicted model, not a curated record. Lineage: Eukaryota; Metazoa; Chordata; Mammalia; Eulipotyphla; Erinaceidae.